ACGUGGAUGCUGGCACCAGACAUUUCCAUCACAUAGCAGAUCCUGCAGAUGACACUGGCUGUUGUUGAUAUGUUGCUGUUUUGGAAAUCUUUCACCAUCACUUACUAGCACUGAUAGAAGGUGUUGCUGUAGAUCAUGGUAAUAACAUACUGAGACGGUGAGAGUAGCCGGGGAUCGAAGAAGUCGCUUUGCGAUCGUGCGAUUCUGGCUUAGUGCGCUGUGUGAAUGGACGAACUGACAUUGCAGUUUGGAUUUACAGUAGAUUUUUGAAGGUCGCGGCAUCAGUCAUUGGGAUUUUGGAUGGAAUAGAACUAAAAUAAUUACUUAGAAGUUAGUUGCUAGUUACUGAUGUAGUUGGCUGAAACUGCGUUGAAGUCUGCAGUUUGUUUGUAGCUGAUUGACCAGACAGUGGCAGUAGGAACUACACUGCACGGUACGCGGUUCACAUCGCGAUGGUGCAGGAGUUUUCUGCGUUUCGGGAUGUUCCCUUUCCCACGCAAUACGGCCCGAACCGCAGCGCGGUGACGGUGGAUGUGCUCGAAGCAGGCCUUGUAGCAGCCGUGCUCAUUCUCGUGUUCAGCUUACUGCUGGUACUGCCAGGAGUGAAGGGUUUACGUCAGGGCAUUUCACUGACGAUACGAAUAGGAUUCGCCCUGUUUGUCGCCUCGGUCAUUCUGGUAUGCAACUUCAGCUAUGAGUGGCAGGUGGGUCACGUGAAGGGCGACUUGCAGUACAAGCAGUUCACAUCGCAGCAUGUGCACGCCGAGCUGGGCAUCCGACUGGGCUUGCGCGGCAUCAACAUCACUUUGAAAGGCGAGCCAGAUCGGCAAGUCACCUUCAACAACGCAACAGAGACUAUUGACUACAAUGAGCACUUUACCUUUGGCUGGGAUCAGAAUCUCAAUGGAUUCGGUCCUAAUGCUGCACAACUCAAUCAGGAAUUCCGACAGGCUCAGCGGCGGGGUGCGCCGCUGCCCAUUCUCUCGGUGGUUGAGUACUUUGCACUGGACGGCGAGUCGAUUCGCUGGGGCCGACUCUACCGGCAGGCUGGCUACUACACGCACGUACUGAUGUGGCUUGCCCUGCCACUGUGGAUACUGUGUUGCUUCCUGUCAACAUAUCUCAGCUUGCUCUACGGUGCAAUCUGCCUGAUGCUGACGGGAGCCUGCCUGCUGUGGGCGUGCGUCGUCUUCAUUGGCGUUCACACGAUCGAGUCGCGCCUGGUGAUACCCAUCGACGAGAACCAGCAGCUGACGCUGUCGUACGGCUGGGGGUUCAUCCUCAGCUUGACAACCGGCUUACUGUGCAUGAUCGUGGGACUGGUACUGACGAUCGUUGUGUGCUACCAGCCACUGUGGGCGGCGAGAGUCUUUGGCACAAGCUUGUUAGAGGUGGACGAUGAAGGCGAAGAAGAGGACGCGCAGGAUGACGACGAAACACAUGACUAUGAGCACAUUCGACCGCGGCUGCUGACCUUCGUUGCCGGUGCACCAACGCGUCCCACCAAGCCGAGCAACGGCGAAGUCACCAGCCCGGGCGCCUUUUCGAGGUCGAGUUUCCGCAGCAGCUUCCGCCGGCGUCACCUCACGCGCCAGCCGUCGACGCUAUCCGGCACGUCGGCAAACAGUCAGACUGCUGCACCGCGCGUACUGCCCCGGCAGUGGCGACGACCGCGGCCAACAUCCAGCUUGUCAAUGUCUGUUGUACAGUCAGCCUUCACUGGUGAGCUCAGACCGGUGUCUUCAUCCAAUCUCAGCCAGGCAAACAUCAACAACGAAAACUCCGGAGCAGGUGUUACUGGUGCAGCAGCAGCAGCAGAAGGCACACCAGUUGCAGAGCCCGGCACCAGUGCUCAGUCACAGCCACAGCAGCAGCAGCAGACGACACAGCAGCUGCAGCAGCAGCAACAGCAGGCGACGAUCAUACUGUACAACGCGGUCGAGGUGCCACGCCGACCCAACACUGCAUCGGGCAUGCGCCCCACGCCGGCCAAGCGCACCGCCGUGCCACAGCCGCCGGCCAGAACCGUGUCACGUCUCAACACGGGCACCAGCCUCAUGCACACGGAGGGUGUAUCGUACACUACCGGUGACAUUGGGGAAUGCACACUGUAGUGUAGUGUGCAACACCAUGCUAACACAGGCAUGCAAGCAACACGCUAGCACAGUCCUACAGUACAUGCACUUGUACAUCAAUACAGUGCAUCAAUAUUGUUAUGUAUGAAGCUUGCUAUUAUGUGCAUACACUUCAAAGCAUUGCAACAAUACUUUCAACCUGUCUGCCAGUGAAUUCUAUCCGUUUUACGUACCUCUCCUAAUAGUAACAAGGAUCGAUAUAUCUGCGCUACAUCAAGCUAUUGACAAAUUGCAUUAUCUGAAAUUAUCCCACCGCUAUCAUCCGACAUCACUCCUACUAACGCACUGCACGUAGUGUGUCAUUCAAGAGAUUUUGAGACGCACCCAUUGUGUACGAACACAAGAUUUCCACUUGUUUGCUUGAUUUUUUCCUAACUUAUCACAAGCGUAGCACAACUAUUGUUUGUAUCUUCUUUUCUCGUCUAAGCGAGUCCUUUUUUUGCCAAAAAAAAGAGGAACCACA
Molecule: messenger RNA, 2598 nt
Organism: Sycon ciliatum
Lineage: Eukaryota; Metazoa; Porifera; Calcarea; Leucosolenida; Sycettidae
Product: dual oxidase maturation factor 1-like
Exons: 6
Coding region: 453-2114 (553 amino acids)
Biological process (GO): protein transport
Cellular component (GO): endoplasmic reticulum membrane
Source: RefSeq, a predicted model, not a curated record